CCCGGCAGAGGCACCGCCCGCCGCGGCAGCGUCACCCUCUCCGCCCCGGCAGUGACGCCAUGCCCGCGGGGCCCGCCCCCGCCCCACGCCAGGCUCUUCCUUUCUCGCCGACAUCUUGCGGAGCAGCCGCGGCCGCAGCAUGCCGCCCAAAGACGAUAAGAAAAAGAAGGACGCGGGCAAGUCCGCCAAGAAGGACAAGGACCCGGUGAACAAGUCCGGCGGCAAAGCGAAGAAGAAGAAGUGGUCCAAGGGGAAAGUGAGAGACAAGUUGAACAACCUUGUCCUGUUUGAUAAGGCCACUUAUGACAAACUGUGCAAAGAAGUGCCCAACUACAAGCUCAUCACACCUGCAGUUGUCUCUGAAAGGCUGAAGAUUCGAGGCUCCCUGGCUCGGGCUGCCCUCCAGGAACUGCUCAGCAAAGGAUUAAUCAAACUGGUGUCCAAGCACCGAGCCCAAGUGAUCUAUACCCGAAACACGAAAGGUGGAGAUGCACCUGCUGCAGGGGAGGACGCGUAAGGAGGUUCUCCAGUGACUUCAUCAACAAUGUGUCAUAUGUAGAUGCAUACAAUAAAAUUACUGAUUAUAA
This is a messenger RNA of Poecile atricapillus (Black-capped chickadee), 587 nucleotides long. It is a transcript of the gene RPS25, whose product is annotated as ribosomal protein S25. Gene Ontology annotation, cellular component: cytosolic small ribosomal subunit. The record is from RefSeq and is a predicted model, not a curated record. NCBI's taxonomy places the organism in Eukaryota, Metazoa, Chordata, Aves, Passeriformes, Paridae. Gene Ontology annotation, molecular function: structural constituent of ribosome. The transcript has 5 exons. Bases 140 to 517 code for a protein of 125 amino acids.